This is a messenger RNA of Pocillopora meandrina, 8836 nucleotides long. The record is from the annotation of a GenBank genome assembly. NCBI's taxonomy places the organism in Eukaryota, Metazoa, Cnidaria, Anthozoa, Scleractinia, Pocilloporidae.
AUGGAGAGGAACGAAUCCAUCGUUUUUGUCUUGUUAAUGUUGGUCCUCUUCCAAGACAGGACCACUGCCAGUUGGAUGUUAGUGCGUUUUUAUCUCAUGCAUUUCCAUUCAUUAAAAUCAAAAACAGAAGCUUUUCCAAUUUGAUGGACAAAUACAUGAGCGGUGGCGGUGUAGUUGAUGAAAAGUUUCUUGCCUUAUUUUGAAGGUGGAUGGGAAUUUCGGCGCUGGGCACCCGAAGCAGUGGAAAUCUGACGACUUGUUAUGGAGUUCCUGGCUUGUCCUCUCAGCAGAUGACUGUCUGUCAGUCCAAACCGGACCUAAUUCCAACCCUCAGACGUGGAGCAAAGCUUGGAAUUGGUGAGUGUCAAAACCAGUUUGCCAAAGAACGAUGGAAUUGCUCCACCACAAAUUCCUCGUCAGUAUUCGGUGGAAUUAUUAACAUAGGUGAGUACAAAUAUCUUCAGUGUAACUUUUCUCACUGUGCGUCAGUGACGUUGCUACAAGUUUCCCUCUUUUCCGUGACAGGAAGUCGUGAGGCUGCGUUCAUUUACGCGAUAACUUCUGCUGGUGUGGUACACGCGGCCAGCAGGUCAUGCAGUCUUGGCAACCUCAGUGAAUGUGCUUGUGAAACUCGCAGGAAAAGAAAGCAGCCCUCCAGAGGAUGGGAGUGGGGAGGCUGCAAUGAUGACGUGAAGUUUGGUGUCUGGUUGUCAGAGACGUUUGUAGAUGCACCUGAACGGAACGAGCGAGGUGUCACGAGCUCUGAUAAGAAGGCACGUUUACGGAAGAAGGCAAGACAUGCAAUGAACCUUCAUAACAAUCAUGUUGGUAGACUGGUGAGUCUCUAGCACACUUCUUACCAAGGUUUAAAUAUGUUAAUGCUGUUAUUAGCCUUCUGAUGAAGUUGACAAUCUUCGAUCGACACUUUAGAUUAAAGGCUAUAGGCACCAUCGAAUAGUUUGAAGAAAAUAAAAUAAAGUGUUAUCUUGUAAAGAAUGUUAAUCCGAAAGUUUGCGAGAAAAUCUGGAAACAUAAGAUGGUUGGGUUUAAAUGUCACCUAAGCGAUUAAGAAUGUUGUGUUCGAGCAGGUUUUAGGUUUAGGAAUUUUUUUGGAGUACUUUUCAACUCACAUAAGUUCGAAACGGAACUGGCCAAGACUGCAAAUGUUCAUCGAAAUGGCCAGUUUUCACGAAAUUUCAUGCAUAUAACGAUAGGAAAAAAAAUCAAAGGUAGAAUAUCUAUUUCUUCAAGUAUUAGAAUCACGAAUGUACUAACAGCUCCAAUAGUCUUCAUGACCAGUAUUCAAUUGCUCGUAAUUGCUUAAAAUGGCUUCCUUUCAUAACACAUUGUCUUUUUUCAAAGACGAAUUAGAAUUGCAUAAUAAAAAAUUACUAUUCGAUUGUUUGAAAGAAGGAACCUGGGCGGCUUGCAUGAAAAUCUCGUGGGAAAAGUGAGAUCACUUUGUUCGAGAUCGAUGUAACGUUAACAUAUGAUGGUGUUCAGUUCCAAAUAAAAACAGUCUGAUGUAAAAUUUGAUACGAAAAGGACACAAGGUUCAAUCCUCAUCGAUCAACAGAGCAAAACAGUUUACUUGUAAAUAGCAUUUAUUUUGGGAGAGAUAUUGCUGGUAAUUUUAUCGGUCAUCUUCUUAAUUUCAUGAGCAUGUGGAAGAUUAUUUGAUUGUCAUUUUUAUUGAGUCAUUUAUUGACUAAGUGAGUCCAAUGGGCCAUUAAUUUUGCGUACGCACAAGAUAAACAGUUUAACAGACGUUCGAUGGCAGCCCACUAAACGGAACUCGGGAUUUUUUUUCAUUUCAGAACUCGAAAAUUCGUAUUAGGCGCUGUAUUUUCGGCUUAAUAUAUGAUUUGGACUUACCACGAUUUACUUAUACUUGUUUUUUCAUGAUAUUUUCAAGCUAGACACGAUCAGCCAAUAACCUAUCAAGUUUCCACAUAAUUUGUUGGCGUGGUAAAAUUCUUUAGAAAGUUUUGUUGCAACAGGGUUUGGAUUUUAUGGGUAAGAAUAGAAUUAUUUGCGGCUUUUCAAAUUAAAGUUGGUUUGUCAGUAGGCGAUCUUCAAUUCCAGACAUUUCACAAGUUUUUUGCUGGUUUCCCCCCCAAUUUUCCCCACACGCAAAAUUAGCUGUUAAACACAUUAGACGAUCCGAGUGGAAAAAGUCAUGUAAACGAUUUUGCAAGUGGUUUUAAAGUUCAAUUUCGUACGCGGAUAUUACAACAGUGGUACCUUACAUCUUGUUUCUCUUUCACCAUUGGCCUACAGAAAGCGACUCUAAUGUCUUCCUCGGCUUACAUCGCUGGAAUUUGGAAUUUCUCUUUUAGUUGAUAAUGUUAGCGUGAUUGAGUGGCUUCUUUUAAAUCUCUCCAAAUCUGGAGAGGUACCUCCCUCGACAAGCUAUUUAUCAUGUGUUGCCUUCAGUUUCCUCUUAACAGCAGAACAACGCACUUCAACGCAAUGGAUUUUGCAUGUGUUCAUUAAUUAUCGCUUACUCGUUCUUAUUUUAUAGCUUAGAACACUAGAGCAACUUCAACUUAACGCUCAAAGCCAUUAAGUUUGUAUUUAUUGGCGGGCCAUUGAUAAAAGCUCAGCAAGACUCAAGACCAUUUGGUAAAAUGAAUUUCGUUUCAUUAUUGUUCUUAUUAGGUUGACCUCCAGCCAAAGAAAACAAAGGGAUCAAACCCCACUCUGAACUUAAUGUGAUUAUAACGUAUUUUCCCUCUGUCCAUACUUUAACGGGAGACAAAAUAAUUGGAGGUCCUUUAAUACUAGAAAUAUCAAACUCAUAUGUUGAGAUGACGACAAAUCAUGUAGCAGUUUUCCUUUGGCACAGCAGAUAUCUUUUUAAAGCACGUUUUCGGUUUCCUGAUGCUCAAAGUUCUUCCGUAGUCUAGAUUCAUUAAAAUUAAACGAUUAUGGAUGAGCUAUCAUGUCUUAGAGCAAAUGGAACUUCGGUUCAUGUCAAUUAGGAACAAAAUGUUAUAUUUUGAUUAUGUCGGAAAUGUCGGGUAACAAGGGUAGAAGAAAUUGGGUGUUUUCUCAGCUUAUUCAUUUUUAGAUUGGCAUAGGUCCGUUAAAAGCACUUUAUCCACCGGUGUUUUUUGUUCUUUGCGAAAUUCACCUUAUCUCAGUUGUAGUUGCGGUUUCCGUCACCGAUAAACACAUGAAGUUGGGAUUAAUGUGUAGUAUUUAUUUAUGUUUGAAUUUGAUUGUUGUUUACAUUAUUGAAAAAGCGUGUGUAUCAAGUGCUGCUCUUCACUCGGCCAUUAGGCCGUUUGUCGCCCCACAAAAUCGUCAGCAGCUGUCAUUUUGUCAAAAUAUUUUUUGGAUCUCUGACAAUGCCGUAAAUAAUGCGUUGCUUGCCAUUCUGACGUUAGUUGUAGCUACUCACGUAGCAAGAUGAUGCGGCCGGCGCCUUGUGCUGUCAAAUUACUCUGUAGUGUGUACAUAGACAAGAUUUUUACUUAACUUAUGAUAAUGAGGCGGCAACAAGAAUGCCUUGCCGAUGUCGGAUAUUGAACAGUGUUUGGUUUGUGGCCGCAUUCGGAACAUAUCACGUACAACUUAUACAACUAGACGCACUCAGUCGGUGUACGAUUGAGGUGACGAUUCCUUGCACGGUUUGAAGACUUCAGAGUUAUCGUGGUUUGCCCUAAAAAUUUGUUUUGAUUCAACACAACCGUUUUCUUGUUUGUUACCGCUUUUUCAAUUCCGUUCGGGCUAUAGGUUGUAAGUAGUGAUUUGGUCGAAGGAAUAUUCUUGUGUUCAUAGUCAGACUGGAAGCAAAUAUCAGGACACGAAACCUCCUUUUCUUAAUUUUUAGACUCAUGUCCAACUGUCCAACUGCUUUUCUACGUUUUGGCAUUAAGGCAAAGCUAAGUGAGACAAUACGCAUAAAAUAUAAAUUUUUAGUGUAAAGUCGUUUGGACUAUUGGUUACCGGAAAUAAUUGAAACUAAAAAUGUUAAACUAACCAACCUUUUUUUCUCCUUUUUGAGUUGUGUUUACAGAAAAGCCGUCUUUUGCGGUAAUUUCUCGUUGCAUACGAGCUGGACAAACCUCCAGAAAUUUCUAACGUAAAACGCAUGUAGCUUUGCUAUUGUUGGUUGAAAGCUCUAAAGCACAAUAUUACGUUUCCUAUUGAAUAUUAGUUAGAACCACUUAAUUUCCUUACAGUUGCGUGAUCUAUAAGUUCCUACCCAUAGCUAAUUUUUAAUGACAAAAUCAUUGUGAUGUUGUAGAGGUAGAGAGAGAGAGAGAGAGAGAGAGAGAGAGAGAGAGAGAGAGAGAAAGAAAGACAGCUUAAGUAUUAGGGUGACACUUAUUUACUCCUUUACUGUUUUUGUCAAGUACAAACUAUCGUUGGGUUUAACGGAAACGUGAGGGCAGGGAGUGGGGAAAUGGGUAGAGAUUGGGGUGCAAAUGGAACUUUUAACAUUCGUGAUGGAACGAACUGUUCAUAGGUGUGUCGUUAUGUUCUGACGACAGCGACUCAGAAAACACGGAUGUGGGAGAUGUAAACACCUCUGUUGUGUGGGAUCGUAACUAAUUUAUUAAUCUGGUCGGCUUGCUAUUUGUUUUCUCAGCCGUUUUCCUUUGGAAUUAAUCUCCUCAUUAAAGACAAAUCAUCUCUUUUUGGCCGCUCCUAGAGUGAUUUGGAAUUUGACGGGAAUUUUUUAAAGGAUCGGUUUGAAGAGCUUGUCACUCAAAGUCAAGAGAGUGACGCCGUGGGAAAUUCCAAUCGAAAAAUCUGAGUCUCUAUUUAUAUAAUAAAUUUAGCUUCCAAUAAACGCUUGGGGCCGAUUUUUCGAAAGGUGGUGAGCGCUAGUCCAAGGUCAGAAUUUAACCUCGGUCCAUAUUUUUCCUCUAUGCAGCAAUGAUUGUUGCUGACUCCUGUGAUAUUUCAUACUUUAAGAUGAAAUUAAAAGAAAACUAAAGGUGGAUGAUAAUUUUGCUUUUAGAGGCUCACGACAAUCUGGGAAGAAAAUUCAAUUUAUAAAGCAUAAUCAUAAGGAAAGAUGUGUUUUCGUCUUGUCACGAGCGUAGGACAAAGAAAAAAAUUCUGAGUCCCCAUGAGGAAUCGAACCUCAGAUCUUCGGAUUCCACGCUCUGAUGCUCUACCACUGAGCCACAGAGACUCCACGCUAAGCGAGAUCUAUUACGAAGUUCAUGUGAAACGUGUCCUGCACACUGCUAGGAUCGGCAAUGUCGAAAGCGUCAAGCGCGUGCUUUCCCAAUCACUCUAGACCUUACAGAAAACACAAAUAGGAUUGUUCAAAACAUAAUUGAGUUUUGUAGUUAGAAAUUAGAGAGAUGGUAAGUUUUGAGCUCGGUAAAGAAGUAAAGAAAGAUGUUUUUCGUCUUAUCACGAGCAUGGAGCAAAGAAAAAAAUUCUGAGUCCCCACAAGGGGAAGGUCUGAAGUUCGAUUCCUCAUGGGGACUCAGAAUUUUUUCGACCUCCUUAGCGUCACAAUGCUUACUUGUCCCAUUUUCUACAGAAACAAAACUUCAGCUUUAAGUUUCCGAAUAACUUUGUCAAUGUUUGCAAUCAAAACAUAUCUGAUCGCUGCCCUGACAUCGGCUCGGUUGUUGCUUAGGUUCGUGAAAUGAAAAACUGCAGAAAAUGCUGAACGCAGCUUACUAUCUCGGGAGUUAUGUUCAAUACAUUUCCGAACGUGUUUACAAAAGUUACCUAAUGUAUAUCAUCUUGCCCAACUCUAGUCUGUCUACAGCCGUUUAUUUUAUUUUCAGUUCAGAGGGGGCGCGCAAAGCGAGCAUAACUAAGAGCGUGGAUCUUGAGGGCGACCGCGUAGUAGGUUAAACACCCACACUUUUGUGUCUGCCUUCGUUAAAUCCCUAGCGGUUCUAAUUUAUUUCGAGUCAUAGACAAUAAGCUGAGGGAAAACAGAACGUCCUGUGAACAGAAUAUCCUGAAAGUGACUAACUUUAAAGAAACUUUAGAGUUUACCUACAUUUCCGCAAAAUUCAAUGAUUUUUGUAACAUGUGAAAUAACUCUUAGUGUCCUAUACCCCUGAAUUGAUUUUACACGGCAUUUGUUUUCAGCAACAAAAUUAAUAUCUGUCUACUUUGUCAGACCAGUCAUCGUUCAAGUGAAUCUAAUAACUGUUUACCAAACUUGUUAUUCUUAAAAUUUUGGUAUCUGUUACAUUUGUUAUCUUUUUUCUUCUAUCUUUGACCAUUCAACGGGUUUUAUUGCGCAGUAUACGAUGAUAAAACGUGAUACCGAGAUAUUGUUUUCUCAGCCGGUGAGAUGGGCCAUCGGAGAUUGUAAGUACGUCAUCCGAACUAAGUGAACUCGUCACUUCAAGUAAAUUGCUCGAGUUUGGAGAAGAAUGAAUGAAUUCAGCACACGUAUUCUUUAACACCUUCGAUAUUAAAAAAACCCCAAUCGAAAGCGGUCUGUCGCUUAAAGAACCAAUCAGAAUGGUUCUUUUAUCGCGGCAUACUAGUUAACCGUACUGUAUCAUCAGAGUGCUUACAGUCAAGGGCUGUUUGGUCCAGUGAAAGGCAGGAUUUUAAUGAUUGAUACUGUGAUUAACCCUGUACUCGUUUCAUUGUGUUAGGUUUUUAAAUUUCAUUUGUCUGGCCGGUAUUAAGAAUUAUAUCAAAAAGUACGUUUUGUUCAAGAUAGGCCUUCUUCCCGAUUCUCCUAAAAUAUUAUUUUUGUUUUCUAGUAGCAUUCCUUGAUGUUACACCAGACAAUGCAACUCCUUUUACAUGCCUCAUUGCAGAGCAAAUAUUGGACAGUUUACGUUUUGUUUCCAAGGACCUAGAUUUUUAAAUUCUCUGAAUAUAGGAAUCCAGAAUGUUGGCACACUUACCCUGUUUAAGUCUAAAUUGCUAACAUUCCUCCUAAGCUGACUCCCUUCUUGUUUUUUUUUCCUAUUCAAUCGAGCUGUUCUAUUAGAUGUUUAUUUGAGUGCCUGCUAUUGUUGUUGUUUUAUGUGAUGUUCUUUGUGUUCUUUCCCUUUUAACCUACAAUAUUUUUACCUAAAUUACGCCCUAAUACCCCACGUUUGUAAAAUUUUAGGAGCCUGUAGCACAUAAGCCUCUUGGUUUCUCAAAGGUUUCCUCGUCACAUGUUAAAUUUUCAGUUAUAUUGUAUUAUAUUAAUGUAUAUGUAAUUUCUUUUAUUUCUAUUGAUUUAUUAUAAUUAGAAAAUGGCAAAAUAAACAAAUAGAGGAUAAAUCUCCACUGCUCAUGUAAACAUUUUUAAUAUUGUUAUUUGCAGGCUGUUCAAACCCUUGUAAGUGAUCGCUGUCGUUGCCAUGGAGUCUCUGGCUCUUGCACCAUGCAAACAUGCUGGAAAACUGUGCCGAACUUCGAAAAAGUCGGAGAAUUUUUAAAAGCUAGGUACGCGAAUGCGGUUGAAGUAGUUUACAACAGACGAAAGCGACGCAUAAGGCGAAAGGAGCAGAAACGACUGAAGAUUACCAGAGAUACGUUGGUGUACAUCGACCGGUCACCAAACUAUUGUAAUCCUAAUCCGACUCUGGGCAUCUUAGGCACGUCUGGCCGGGUGUGUAACAAGACGUCUUCAGGAGGAGACCGAUGUGAUAUGCUGUGCUGCGGAGGAGGGUACAACACUCAGGAGGUACGAGAAGUCAAACGGUGCAACUGCAAGUUUGUAUGGUGUUGUGUUGUGACCUGUGAAAAGUGCCCUCUGAUUUAUGACCGGCACACCUGCAAGUAACCGUCAAGAUUCCCCUCUUUUAGCAGCAAUUUUCUUCCCCGUGGAGAUCAACUUUAUAGUUUAAUAAGUUAUUUAUUAAUUAAAAACAAUCAGGAAGUGAUCUGAAUUAACAUGGUGGCUAAAAGCCCGCGUUCGUCUUUACUCUUGGAACUUUCCUACUUCCACUUAAGCACAAAAGAAAGGAAAUGUCAAUGAAUAACAACAAAGUUAUGCUUUGAGUUGAAACUCUACUCAGCAACUACGUAUCUCGUAAACUAGCUGUGCAUCAGCAAUUUAUCAGUAAUUUAUUAGACUCUGUAAACUGCAAAUAAUGUCUAGUUUAAUGCAGUAAGAAAGAAGUGAACUAAUGAGGUGGAAUACAAAUGAUACUACGGUUUUCAUUUUUUUAAAUAGUCUGGCUGACCGACUGACUAACCGACCGACCAAACGACCGUCUGACAAACAGACAGGCAGAGAAAGACAGACUUAUACAGGCAGCAGAAGAAAGACACUGAGUCGGCAGACUGUCAGAAAAGCAAACAACAAACCCACAUACGUAACCAGCAAAUUAACAGACGCAGUACUUCAAACGAAAAUUUUCAAGGCAAAGGCGUGGAGUACAGCGUCUUAUUGUAACCGAUAUUUUCAAUUUUCUUGUUGUUAUAAAUGUCAGUCAGGUACUGUGUAACAUUUUGCAUGUAGUGUACGUUAUUUAUAUCCAGUAGCACGUAAAUGACUUGAUUUGAUCAUUUUAAGGGAUACAUGGCCAGUUGAAUGCCGGUCACUUUACUAUAAUGGGCAGAGCAGGGGACACAUUCUCCUCUUUUUAUUCGUCCUCUCUAUUUUAUUCCGCUUGCAAUCGACAAAAUGACAUAGUGGUAUAACUGAUACACGGUUAAGCCACCUACAUUCUAAUUGGUGACCAUAUUUUUUCAUUCAAAACAUUUUCAAGUUUGAGAUAUCACUAUCAAUUCGCUUCUUGCCCAUUUCCGGUCCAUGCAAGAAGACAAUAAUCGAUAAUAUAUGGUGUAAAGUUAUGUCGAGUUUUUAUUACAUAGGAAACCUUGAAGUUCUUGCUUAGUUCAUUUGUACAAAUUGGCUGCUUUAAAAUUAAUUUUUAACAAAAUA